CCCCGCCGCCCGCCGAGCGGCUCAGCCCGCACCGCCCCGACCCGACAUGGAGCCGGGGCCGCCGGGGGGCCCCGCUGCCGCCUCCGCCACCUCCGCCGCCACCCCCGCCGCCCCCGCCGGGCUGCCGCUGAGCGAGAGCGAGCAGCAGCGCUACUCCGAGCUCUUCUCGCGCUGCUGCCCGCCCCCCGAGGCGGCCGCCGGGGGCAGCAGCGUGGGCGAGCUGUUCCGGGCCUCGCAGCUGCCCCCGGACACGCUGCACCAGAUUACGGAAGUUUGUGGAGCCAAGCGCGUGGGUUAUUUUGGUCCUGCUCAAUUUUACAUUGCUUUGAAGUUAAUUGCGGCGGCACAGUCGGGGUUCCCAGUACGGAUCGAGAGCAUUAAGAAUGAACUGCCUCUGCCGCGGUUCGUGGCGCUGAAAAAUGACAGUGACGUACGCUAUGGGACUCCAGCAGAGCUCCAUGGAGUUAAGUUUCAGGUUCCACACGCAACUCUGGAAAAAAACUCCUACAAGAGAACAGAUGAAGGGGACAAACAGGAACCCAAGUCUCCACCGAUGUCUCCAAUCUGUUCACCUCCUGCUUCUCCGUCUACUUACCAGAGAAUACCCGUGACUUAUGGAUACAGUAAAUCAAGAAGUGGGCUGGAGCAGCAGCAUGGAGCUCCUUAUGAAGUCAGACACUCUACUCACCAGCAAGAUGGAUCGUCAUCAGGGAAUUAUGGAGCCAAACCUGCACACGCAUGUUCAACUCUUGGUCGGUCUCUUUCAGUGGAGCGGGAGCAGCCAGACAGCAGUGCCCAUUACUCAGAUGACCCUUGGAGGAUAACUGAGGAGCAGCGAGACUACUAUGUCAACCAGUUCAGGUCCCUACAGCCUGACCUGAACUCCUUUAUUUCAGGUUCCGUGGCAAAGAAUUUCUUCACGAAAUCAAAGCUGCCCAUCCCAGAGCUUUCUCACAUCUGGGAGCUCAGCGAUGUGGACUGUGACGGGGCGCUGACGCUCCCCGAGUUCUGUGCUGCUUUCCACCUGGUGGUUGCGAGGAAGAAUGGUUACCAGCUGCCCGAGACGCUGCCCGACACGCUGCUGCCGGAUUACCUCCAAGCAGCUUCGUUGAAGCCUCUACGCGACUGCGCACUGUUUGAUUCUUACUCUGAGUCAUUGCCGGGCAGCCAACAGACUCGGGACUUCAGCCGGACAGAGAAGACAGCAGCUGAAGAGGUGCCUGAUAACUCUGCCCUGUUACAAGAUACAAAGAAAGAUGACAAACAAGCUCUUAAAGUAAGCACCGCUGUCAAGACAAUACCAAAGGAUUUUCAGCACUUGACUGUGAAAACAGCUCCUCAGGAACCUAAUGCACUUAAAGCCAGACCCAGAUCCAGGUCUUAUUCUAGCACAUCAAUAGAAGAUGCCAUGAAAAAGGGAGAAGAGCCCCCCACUCCACCUCCAAGGCCACAGAAAUCACAUUCCAGAGCUUCCUCUUUGGACCUGAACAAAAUAUUUCAACAAAACACACAAGCUGUGAGGUCUGGCUGGCUGCCCCCACCACCACCUGCACUGCCCCCUCGACCUUCUGUAUCUCAGACAGAGCAAGCAUCUGAGGUUGAGUUACACCCUCAGAUGAACAGACCCCCGUCGCAGGCAGAAGAAAACAGCUCAGCAAAAAAGGAGGUUGUUCUCGUUCAGCCGCCCUCCAAACCUGCCCGCAGGAAGCUUCGGACGGAGACGCAGGGACUGGAGACCCCCGAGCUUUCUCCCACUAUAAAUGUGACUUCUUCUGUGCCAGCAGUCAAGCCUCACCUCCCAGUCCAAAAACAGUCUUCCAAGCAGAAAAGGGCUAUUCAGACUGCUAUACGAAAAAACAAAGAAGCCAAUGCUGUGCUCGCCAGGUUGAACAGUGAGCUCCAGCAGCAGCUGAAGGAGGUCCACAAGGAGCGAAUUGCCUUGGAAACGCAGCUGGAGCAGCUUCGUCCCGUUACCGUCUUGUGACCCCCGGCGGGGCGUGCAGCAGCAGCAGAGCUCGUGCACCAAGAGCCUUGCUACGACCACGGCACGGAGCAGCUGCGAGGGGACCGCGGUGAUGUGGCCGGCUUCUCGCAUCUCCUCCGCACCCUGCUGCGCCUGCUUGCCUUUGCAGAUGAAGAAGGUACAGAAAGCAAACACCAAACUGUCGGAUGUGGGUGUCUGCCCUCUCCACUCCCUCUUCCCAGCCUGACAUGUAAAUGCGGUUUACCACUGAAAUGAGUAACCUAAGAGUAUUUUAUUUAUGUAAAGAAUUCCCCACUGAUACACACUCUUGCAACGCUUCCUGUCCCGAUUCUUGAGAGGUACAUCAUUCCAGAAGUCUUGCUUAAAUUUAAAACUCAUCCUUUGAGAUGGGUUCCUGGUUGUCACCGAUUCCUGUAAGAUGGUAAAGGACCUGUGGAUUGAAUGUACAAGAGGAAUAAAACUCACCAGACAUGCAGUCUUUAUCAGCAAUCACGUGUAAGAUAAUUAUUUUCUUAGCACUGUUUAUUAUUCAAUCACGGAUGUAUUUUAAUGUUAGAGAACUUGUAUUUUAUAAGUUACAUAUCAUAAGAGAGAACAGUAAAAAAUAUUAAAAUUGUAUUAUUUUGGAAAUUACAAAAAAAAAAUCUGUUUUUUGAGCUAUAACUCUUUCCUAUCACUUGCUUGCAAUUGCCAGUGUCUCUGCAUAACUUUUUUUUUUUAAACCAACAGCAUAUUUCUAACAAGGUGUUAAAAAUGCAUUCCGGGCAUUUUUGUAAAGGCUGUUCUAAGUAUAUUUAUAUUAGUCUGCUUUGUUGUCUUAAUGGCUGCUGAUUUGUUUUAAGGAUGUGUACAAGAACUGUAUUUCCAAUAGAAGCAAGAUAGCAAAACUGCUACAUAUGAGGUUAUAAAACAUUUGAAGGAAAUAAUUGCCUUCUAAAGCAGGCUUUCAUUAAGGUUCCUUUGCACCUCACUGGAGAUGAUAUUGAUAGGAUGAAGCUGCUAAUGCUCAUCUGUUUUCUAAGUGAAGAAGCACAGAUUUUUUAUUUUUUUUUUUUUUUAACCUGGGUCUGUUUCAAGGCAAACUGAACUCUGUGGGAUUUUUUUUCCGUGGAGGCAGUGGUCAUUGGCUUUGGUCUCAGUUCUUGCAAUGGAAGCUGGCUAAGCAACAUCGAUUUAUUUCUUGGGCCGAUGCUGUUAGGCUGGACAGCCUCAGACAUACUAUCAGCCCUGCUCCCUUCAUGGAGAUGAUGUUUGCUUCACUGCUGGGGAAGUUCACCUACUUGUUAUCCAUAUUACACAUGAUGCUGCAUGUUUCCUGUCCCGUUGUAUCCUGUUGCUCAGUGACCCGAGUAUACACCAUGCAAAAACUGCAGCAGGGUUUUUUUGUUGUUGUUUUUUGUUUGCUUUUACCAUUUUUUUUUGUCUGAUGCUUCCUCACAGUAGCUUUAGGACGUCUCUGGGGUAGAGAGGAAGGAGAAGUAGGUUUAAAAUAGCUAGUUGGCCUCCAUUCAGGCUGUGUCAUGGCAUGGCUGCAGUGAGGUAUCAGAGGACAUGGGAGCAGCCAAAAGUUUUGUUGGGUGAUAAGUAAGAAAGACUUCAACAGGAAUGUUUAAAGUGAUGAGGAAAGAGGUUACUUUUGCUGAAAGGGAUAUGGAUGUGGGAUAUGGAUCCAGAGGUCUAAAGGUGAAAAGAAGCAUUUAUUUUUUUCAGGGAAAAAAAAAAAAAAAAAAUCUGUUUUUGUAAUGCAUUGCUUUCAAUUCAUCUAAAUGUCACUAUGCGAAUGAGCAACAGACAUUUCUCUGGAUUUGGAACUUUUUUUUGGUGUGACUGUUGGCAUAGCUGGAGUCAGAUGAUCGUUCCUCGUCAAUGACAAAAUGUGAAAGCUGCAAACUUCCAGGAAGCUGCAGAAGAGCUACUGUCCUUGUGCUAUCAGUGGUGCUGUUCAGAAGUUGUCGUCAUUUAUUUCAUGUGCCCUGAACACUGAGUUGUUCCUGAGUUUUUAAGGAUGCUAAGUGCUCUUUCUUUGUUUGCUUUUUAGUUCUUGCAUUGUCAUUUGGUUAAUAAACAUCUGCUACUCAAAUUGGAAAUAAUCAUCUGGCACUUUUUGUUUUUUCUGUGUGAUUUUUAAGGAAUGCUUUUCAAUGAUGACAAAGAAAUAUGCAUGUAUGUAUUUUUUAGGCAGUGAGUGACUUUCUUAUGUUUGGAAGACCACACUAGAGGAAGACCCUGUUUAUUUCACUCAGGUUAUUCAUUGAAUAGAUGGCAUUGAAAGAAAGAGUGGAAAAGACUAUUCUGUAUGUCCUUUUCAGAUGUUUCCUUUUUAAGGUACAGGUGUUCGUUCAACCUUAAAAUACCUGGUUACCAACAAAGAAAUGCUUCGUGGUUAGUCUGCCACUGGAGUUAAUAAAUUUAAAAUGUAACUAUCACUGAGGUUGCACUUUGAGGGGUGUAAUCAAAUUCCAUACUUAGCUUGAAGGCCUAGAAAGUGAGUUAAUUUGUAAUCUGUUUGGUGUAGUAUUGGCUGUGAUGAUGAUACAACAGCUGACAUACAGACUAAAUCAAGACAUUCAUGGAGAAGUGCUGUGUUAUACAUAUCCUGCAUGAAAUUGUUCUUCUGUAUGUCUCAGUACUUAAGCAUUUGUGCAUAUCCUAUCCAACAUGAUAAAGUGUCUGCUCCUGGGAAGCUGUUAACAUCUUGAGAAGGAGAGGAGAAGGCAUAAGGAAGCUCUCUUUCUGGCAGAUGCUCCAUGUGGCCAUGUACAUAGCUACUAUUAACAGGGGUCAAAAUUCACAUCUAAAUCCAGUAUUAAGAAAUUUUCUCAAAACAAACAAAAAAAUCCUUUGGAAAAAAAUGUGGGUACAGAGAAAUCAUCACUUCUUGCAGGAAACUUUACUUUGUGAAACUUUGGGUGGGAGAUGCUCCUAAACCUAAGGCAGAACACCUGGCAGAAGGAGAUUCCUCAAGGUUUAGGGCACUUCAGUGGGCUCUGGGAGAGUGAUCAACUUUAAGCCCUAACAUACCUGGCCCAGAACAGCAGCUAAGACCUGGGAGCUCAACCAGGGAGCAAGAGCAGUAUCCCAUGCAUCAAGUCUUGCUUUCCUUGAUUCACAGUUUCUUCAAGCAUUUGUGCAGAGCAUCUCCAGCAAGGGAUGGUAACUGGGACAGAAGCUAGAACUCGGCUUCCUCGUGUCUGAGAGGAUGUGCUGGCUGUGAGCCUGGUGUCCCUUUCUAAGUCUUCACUUUCCUGCAGCUAUUUGUUCAGACAAUCAAAUAUUUUUGUCCACAAGACAAGACUAGGUAGAGCAAGGUCUUAAACAGGCUCUUGCUUACAGCCCAGAUAAGGAUUUUCCACGGCGUGAGACUGUGUGUGUAUAUGUGUGCACUCAUAUAUCUUCCUUUUGAUCAGGCAUUUCUUUAUAGAUCUGUUCAUGUUUGUUCCAUCUGAUACCUUUCUAUGAGAGAUUUGUUUCAAUAUGUGGUAGUUUAGUGCUGAAAGAAGAAAAAUGCCCAGCUAAGUGCCGUGAAUGGUUGCCUUUGUAGAUCAAGCCAUCUUUACUUGAGCCUUUAAAUAUGAACCAUAACCUGGUAAUUACGUGAGGUGAGCAGUUUCCAUUUGUUUAAACAAACGGCCUGUGAACAAACAUUAAUCCUCAACAAUCAAUGUCCUUCUCCGAGUUAUUAAAUUAAUACUCGAUGCAGAGGAAACAUUACCACCUCUUCCCAGAGAGUUUUCCAUUCUCUCUUCCAGAGAGUUCUGCUGAUGUAGCAGAAAUGUGAGUGAUGUAGUGGAUCCAGCCCUGUCGUUAAGUCAGCAAAUGCCCUUCUUAACUUACCAGAUUGUCUCCAAAGUGUUCCUGUGUGCGAGGCAGUGGUUUUGCUGCUGGGAGUUGAGCAGCCACGCUGGGGAGAGGAACUCGUUCAGCUUUCAUCCAGGCGUACACCGCCUGAUGCUGUCAGGGCUAACCAGCCAGGGCGAUGACAACUUGCGCCGUAAAAUGGCCCCACCAGGAUGGCUGGGGUCGGAAGCCUUCACAGGAAGCAUUUGGGAUGGACAUGAUAUGGAAAUCACCUUUCGGUGGUAUGUGAGCUGCUUUCCUCCCACAUGGGCUUCCAGGACAGGAGAAGGACAGUCGAGAAGCUUCUAGCCAGGGGUGGAGGGGUGUCAGUUUUCCAGCACCGUCAGCCCUUUGGCCCUCAGCGCACACAGUCCUUGACAAGAAAAUACGUGGUGUUACGAAAGUCAGACGGGAAAGAGGCCCUAGUGAAGACAUAUUUUAUUGACUAAAGAGUAGAAGUAUUUUUUCAGCAAACAAAAAUCCAAAUGAUGUAGUACCUCUGAGAAGAAAUGUAUUUUGAAGCUUUUUCCAGUUAUCUUCUUGAUAAUGUGCUAUGGACACACGCAUAAUGUUUUGCUCUGUUAUUGAUUUUUUUGAUGUAAAAAUCUUAUUGCGAGCAUUAUCAUUGUUAAUCUAAAAAAAAAAAAAUACCCUGAGGCUAUUAUAUAUUUGAAUUUUAACUUAUAAAGUAGAUAGCCAGAUUUAAGCAAUUUGUUUUCACAGCUGCAGAACGUCCAUGUGGUAGGCUGCAAAAUGUAUAGUGCUCUAUACUCUGCCCAUCUAAUUUUGGAAAAUGUAUGUGAUAUGGAACUGGGUGCUACAUUCAAAUAAAAAUGUCCAAUAACUUCAAA
Molecule: messenger RNA, 6672 nt
Organism: Anas platyrhynchos (mallard)
Lineage: Eukaryota; Metazoa; Chordata; Aves; Anseriformes; Anatidae
Gene: REPS2
Product: RALBP1 associated Eps domain containing 2
Biological process (GO): endosomal transport; endocytosis
Cellular component (GO): plasma membrane; cytoplasm
Molecular function (GO): calcium ion binding; protein binding
Source: RefSeq, a predicted model, not a curated record